AUGGGACCCGAUUUCACAGAGUCGACUCUGCCGACGUGGACGAGCGUAUUCACAGCACCGACAGCGACAAGCACAAGCAGCCUGGGAGCCGGAGACAGCCCGGGUCGAGACGACGACGACGAUGCCCUGCAGCGGUGGUCGUCCCUGAUUGGCAUCAUCACGGCCAUUGUCGGCAACGUGCUGAUUGCACUUGCUCUCAACGUCCAGAGAUAUGCGCACACACGCCUGCACAAGGAGCGCAAGAGGCUAAAACAAGAGGCUCGGGCAGCCUUGAAGCGAGCGCAUAGCAGUAGCAGCAAUGGGAGCACGCAGGUCGGCGUCUACGGCACCAUCAUCAGCGACGAUACAGGAGAUCAUUACCAAAAUGGCCGUUCAAGUACAAACGGGAACGGCCACGACAGAGGGCUGUACGAUGACCCCUCGGACGACGAGCACGAUUUCGCCGAAGACGAGCCCCUGAUGGCCUCGUUUCAGUCCAGCGCAACGACGGCAAGCUCCGACACCGAUACCAAAUCAGACAAAAAACCAUCCUCAAACUAUCUAAAAUCGCCAUACUGGUGGCUCGGCCAGAUCUUGAUAACGUUGGGAGAAGCAGGCAAUUUCCUAGCGUAUGGCUUUGCGCCGGCCUCCAUCGUCUCGCCUCUCGGAGUGGUUGCGCUGGUAUCCAACUGCAUCAUUGCACCCGCCAUGUUUCACGAAAAGUUUAGAGUUCGCGAUUUCUGGGGCGUUGUCAUUGCCGUUUCUGGCGUUGUCACCGUCGUUUUGAGUGCGAACCAAGAGGAGACGAAGCUGAAUCCCCAUGAUGUCUGGGGAGCAAUCACCACGAUGGAAUUCGAAAUUUACCUUGGCGUUACGACGUUUCUCAUCAUCGUGCUCAUGUGGGCUAGCAGAAUAUAUGGCAAACGCACCAUCCUGAUUGACCUCGGCCUUGUUGGCCUCUUUGGUGGAUAUACGGCCUUGGCCACCAAAGGUGUAUCAUCGAUGCUCUCCACCAGCUUUGUGGGGGCUUUCACAACGCCUGUAACAUAUGCCCUCGUAUUUAUCCUACUGUCGACUGCCAUUAUGCAGAUUCGCUACGUCAACAAAGCUCUCUCCCGCUUCGAUUCAACUCAAGUCAUUCCUAUUCAGUUCGUCAUGUUCACACUGUGUGUCAUCAUCGGCAGCGCAGUGUUGUAUCGCGAUUUCGAAAAGACGAACAAGAAGCAGGCUGCCAAGUUUGUUGGUGGCUGUCUUCUCACAUUCUUUGGUGUCUUUCUCAUUACUAGCGGGAGAGAACACAGAGAUGAUGACGAGGAUAUGCUCUCCGAGACGGACGGCAUCGAAGAAACCAUUGGGCUUACGCAGCACGACGGUAGCGCCUCAUCCUCUGCACUUCCUCAACCACAGUAUGACCAGCGGCGCCUCAGCGUGCCAACUCCCAAAACACCCUCUCGCCGUUCUAGUAGAAUGUCGCGAGUGAGCUUCGCCGACAGAGUCAAGUCAGAUUCGCCUCAUGGCGCCCAUGAACCCCCCUCAACGCAUUAUUUCGAAUCAGCACAUUCUCCAGCGCAUCUCAGCGGCGACGAAGCACAUGUUCUUGUAAAUAACCCAUGGCAAGGCCUGUGGGUGAGCCCAGAUCCCCCUCGAGGCACUCGCACAGUAUCAGCGGAAUCCGUCCUCACAAGGUCUGGAUUGGGUUCAACGCCUGUACAACCACAUCCUCUCUCAUCUUUCAAGGAGCCUCAGGUGACUCUAUCACAUUCCACCGAUCGACCCGUAACACCUCGGGCGGCACAUAGUUCCAAAUCGGCCAAUCACCGAUCACGACCAUUUAUUUCUCCCUCACCUUUUUCUUCCACCGUCACCACAGCAGUCAAGGAUGUCAUACUUCGGGAAAACGACAGUCCAGAGGCGACUGCAUCUUCUCUACGACGCAUACGAUCUAGCAUUCGAGCGAGUCUAUUCUUUAAUAGCGACGACGAGGAUGCUCUCAUACCCGAGCGCAUCGCGGAAGAGCCCAUCAUUCCUUACUCAGACGACAAUCUACCUCAAGCACUAGGCCAUGAAGAUGCUGGGCCAAGCACAGACGCGAAAGUCUCAAGGGGGAGGGCGAGAAGUCUGAGCGACACGAUUGGAGAGUUUUUCCGACCUAAAAAGCAGAAGAAGGCCGAGACGGCCGAAGAAGACGAACAUUUAUUAGAUGGCGACGACGAGCAGCAAUCAAGUCGCAGUCCAUAA
Molecule: messenger RNA, 2217 nt
Organism: Trichoderma harzianum CBS 226.95
Lineage: Eukaryota; Fungi; Ascomycota; Sordariomycetes; Hypocreales; Hypocreaceae
Exons: 2
Coding region: 1-2217 (738 amino acids)
Biological process (GO): magnesium ion transport
Cellular component (GO): membrane
Molecular function (GO): magnesium ion transmembrane transporter activity
Source: RefSeq, a predicted model, not a curated record